UUCCCUGGAAAACAAAGGCUUUUUUUAGGGGCGGGAGAGAAACAACCCCAAGCAAAACAUCUAUGAUCAGCUGAACUUGCGUAUUUUAUCAUCAUCAGCUAUUUAAAAGUAAGAAUGCCAAACCAAACCUUUGAUCACAUUUCGGUGAUAGAAGCGAGUGACAAAAGACCUGCCAGCAUGAAAGUUAAAACAGCAUUAGUAUGUGCUUUUAUCAUCAUGAUGGUCUUUUUCGUAGUUGAAUCAUCCCACACCCCAAAGGGUAAUCCAAUAGCAAGAAACUGGGGUCCACAAUCAAUGCUGUAUCUCAAGGGAAGAUAUGGUAGAAGAUAUGCUUCGUCUGAUAGUGAAGAACAGUAUUACAAGCUUGACUUGGAUGAUUUGAAUGCAGUUAUGAAAAGUAUUUAUUUGUUACAAACAUUCAGCACCACUGAAAUUCCUGAACAUCAGAAGAAAAUGAACAGCUCAAAAUAUGGACAUUGACCACUUGGACUAAUGUUUUAUUUUACUUGCCCUUCG
Messenger RNA from Lacerta agilis (Sand lizard), 516 nucleotides. Its product is annotated as spexin-like. NCBI's taxonomy places the organism in Eukaryota, Metazoa, Chordata, Lepidosauria, Squamata, Lacertidae. The record is from RefSeq and is a predicted model, not a curated record. The transcript has 5 exons. The coding region runs from base 115 to 480 and encodes 121 amino acids. Gene Ontology annotation, molecular function: neuropeptide hormone activity.